AUGGCUGCCUACAACUCUACGUCUUCCGGGGGGGCCUUGGAACACUUAAAGAUUCCACUCAUUGAUAUAGAAGCGGCCACCAAGAAAUUUACAGAAAGAUACCUAGGGUCAGGCACAUAUGGUAAGGUGUACAGAGCAGAACUUGAGCUGCCAGUGGAAGAGAAAAGUAAAGGUAAAAUUUCUAAGAAAUGGAGAACCGUAGCUAUAAAAUGCAUUAGAGAAGACAAGCAUGGAAAAGAAGGGUUUAAUGCAGAAAUUGAAUUGCUUACCAGUUGUAAGCAUGCCAAUAUAGUCUCUCUUUUAGGAUUUUGUGAUGAAGGUCCAAAUAUGAUACUUGUCUAUGAGCAUGCGUCUAACAGGAGUCUGGAUAAUUACUUGGGAAGCACUGAUAGCUCGACUAAUCUUACUUGGGUCCAACGUUUAAAGAUUGGCAUUGACAUUGCACGUGGAUUGAACUACCUGCACACCCGGGUAGAGGAUGAACAAAGGAUAAUUCAUCGCGACAUAAAAAGCGGCAACAUUUUGUUAGGCAAGAACUGGGUGGCGAAGAUUGCCGACUUUGGGCUCUCGAGAUUUCACCAUACCAAUCAACGUGAAUCUCUCUAUACAGAAAAUGUUGCAGGCACAAAAGAGUAUUUGUGUCCAGAAUAUAUGAAGACAGGUAGGUUGAAAAGAGCAAUAGAUAUUUACUCGUUUGGGGUGGUUUUAUUUGAGAUCCUAUUUGGGAAGCUUGCCAAUGAUCCGGUUUACGUUUCGGAGGAUGAAAACGGAAUUGCAUAUGUUGCACGACGACACUUCGAAGAGAGAACAAUACAUGAGAUGGUAGAUCCUAAAAUAAUGGAAGAAGUAGAUGAACUCACUUCCACGCUACAUAAAGGACCCAAUCAAGAUUCUUUGAAAGUAUAUUUAGAAAUUGCAUAUCGAUGUGUUGCAAUAACUCAAAACGACCGUCCUACAGCAAAAGACGUCCUUGAGGAACUUGAGAAAGUAUUGUCAUCUCAAGUGAUGGUUCAUGCGCAUAUUCCAGCGAGAUUCCUAGAUUCUGGAGAGUUUCCGGCCAAAUUCUCUAAAUUCUUGCAAGAUUCCAGCUAG
Helianthus annuus (common sunflower) is the source of this 1092-nucleotide messenger RNA. Its product is annotated as probable receptor-like protein kinase At2g23200. The transcript has 3 exons. Gene Ontology annotation, molecular function: ATP binding; transmembrane receptor protein tyrosine kinase activity. The record is from RefSeq and is a predicted model, not a curated record. Gene Ontology annotation, biological process: protein autophosphorylation. Lineage: Eukaryota; Viridiplantae; Streptophyta; Magnoliopsida; Asterales; Asteraceae. Gene Ontology annotation, cellular component: plasma membrane; plasmodesma. The coding region runs from base 1 to 1092 and encodes 363 amino acids.